This is a messenger RNA of Cynoglossus semilaevis (tongue sole), 3001 nucleotides long. RefSeq names its product cactin (gene cactin). Lineage: Eukaryota; Metazoa; Chordata; Actinopteri; Pleuronectiformes; Cynoglossidae. Gene Ontology annotation, cellular component: cytoplasm; spliceosomal complex. Gene Ontology annotation, molecular function: protein binding. Gene Ontology annotation, biological process: negative regulation of innate immune response; mRNA cis splicing, via spliceosome. The record is from RefSeq and is a predicted model, not a curated record. Bases 116 to 2680 code for a protein of 854 amino acids. The transcript has 10 exons.
UUUAAAUUUAAUUUUAGCUUAUAUUCUCACCAUAGUACAUCAGACGACUUUUCUUGGUUACGUCUUAUUUACGCGACAAGGUAACAUUCAGGGCCUGCACUUCUCAAACUUCGUGAUGGAUUCGAAAUCAAGACGUCGUUCUGGAUCACGAUCGAAAAGCCGCCACCGAGAAAGGCGUAACAGGUCCAGACUGAGCAGAUCGCGGUCACCUGAAAAAAUAAAAGUUCGCAGCCGGUCUCCGGACACCAAGAGAACCGGACGUGGUGGCGGACGGUCCGGGAGCGCGGACUCUUGCGAAGGCUCUCCAGCUAGACGUUGGGCGAAGAACAGAGACCGAUCGGGAUCCAGAAGUGGUUCUGGGAGUGACAGGAGACCGGGACAACGCCGAAACCGGGGCAAAUCAAGCAGUCGAUCGCCCAGUUCUGGUUCAGAUGAUCCUAAAAUGAGGCGACGAGGAAAGGAAGCCGAAACCAGGAGAGGAGCAUCAAGAGAGAGGGCAAGAAGGUCCUUGUCCAACUCCAGCUCCCAGGACGGAAGCAAUGAGAGAGAGAGAAGAAAUAGGCGACUAAGAAGUCCUGACAGAAGGAGUCCAACCAGGGACAGACAGAAGAGAGAGUGUGACAGUGACAGAAAAAAGAGCAGUAGCAGGGACAGAAAAAGAGACAAGAGCCAAGAGCGAAGGAGGAGAAGCGAGGACAGGGUAAGAGGGAGGCGGGAGAGGAGUAGAGGGAGGCAGCGCUCCAGUUCGCCUGAGUCUGAUAGUUCAGGGUCUGAUCAUGAGGGCAAAGCAGUAAAAGAAAAGGAGGAGAAGAAAAAGCAGAAGGAAAUGAUAAAAGCCCUGGAGACUCCAGAAGAGAAGCGAGCUCGACGACUGGCAAAGAAGGAGGCGAAAGAGAAAAAGAGAAGAGAAAAGAUGGGCUGGAGUGAGGAGUACAUGGGUUACACUAAUGCAGACAAUCCUUUUGGUGACAACAACUUACUUGGCACAUUUAAAUGGCAGAAGGCAUUGGAUAAGAAAGGCAUUGGUCACCUGGGGGAGAAGGAGCUCAAAGAUAGGAACAAACUUAUACAGGAGGAAAACCGCAGAGAGCUGCAGAAGGUGAAACAGCUUCGUCUGGAGCGGGAGCGAGAGAAAGCCAUGAGGGAGACCGAGCUGGAGAUGCUGCAGAGGGAGAAGGAGGCGGAGCAUUUCAAGACCUGGGCCGAACAAGAAGAUAACUUCCAUUUGCAACAAGCAAAACUGAGAUCUAAAAUCCGUAUUCGGGACGGUCGUGCCAAACCCAUCGAUCUUCUGGCAAAGUACAUCAGUGCAGAAGAUGACGACCUUGCAGUUGAGAUGCACGAGCCGUACACCUUCCUCAACGGGCUUACGGUCACCGACAUGGAUGACCUUCUGGAGGACAUUAAGGUGUACAUGGAGUUGGAACAGGGCAAGAAUGUGGACUUCUGGAGAGACAUGACAACAAUCACUGAGGAUGAGAUUAGCAAACUGAGAAAACUGGAGGCAUCUGGGAAAGGACCAGGUGAUCGCCGCGAGGGAAUCAACACAGCUGUGAGCACCGAUGUGCAGUCAGUGUUCAAAGGCAAGACUUACAGCCAGCUGCAGGCUCUUUACAUGAAGAUCGAAUCACAGAUCCGAGAGGGAGGUUCCAAUCUCGAUAUCAGCUACUGGGAGAGUCUGCUGCAGCAAGUCAGAGUAUACAUGGCCCGAGCCAGGUUAAGAGAACGACACCAAGACGUUCUGCGUCAGAAGCUGUAUAAACUCAAACAGGAACAAGGAGUGGAGAGUGAACCCCUGUUCCCCAUCAUCAAGGAGCAGCAGCUGAGUGAGGAUGAGGAGGAGAGGAUGCGGGUAACUGCAGCCGAAGAGGCCGGACCGUCAUCAUCUUCAAGCAAAAACAGAGGAAACAAUGAAAGUGAAGAAAUAGCCGGGCCCUCAAAAUCUCCAAAACAGCACGAGGACGGAGAAGGAACGGCUGAGGGCAAGGACGAUGAGGAGAAGGAAGAGGAGGUGGAGGCUGUGUUGACCGAAGAGGACCUGAUCCAGCAGAGCCAGGCGGAGUACGACUCGGGCCGCUACAGUCCUACGCUACUGUCAGGUUCCGAGCUGCCGCUGGACACGCACACCAUCACCCCGGAGGAGGACACACACAGGCUGCAGCUGGCCCGCAGACAGCUUCAGGUCACAGGUGAUGCUAAUGAGAGCGCUGAAGACGCCUUCGUCCGUCGAGCCAAGGAGGGCAUGGGCAACGACGAGGCCCAGUUCAGUGUGGAGAUUCCAGUUUCGGGGAAGAUGUACUUGUGGGCAGACAAAUAUCGCCCCAGGAAACCACGCUUCUUCAAUCGUGUGCACACUGGUUUUGAGUGGAACAAGUACAACCAGACGCACUACGACUUCGACAACCCUCCGCCCAAGAUCGUCCAGGGAUACAAGUUCAACAUCUUCUACCCAGAUCUGAUCAACAAGCGAUCCACGCCGCAGUACUUCUUGGACCCCAGCCAUGACAACAAAGACUUUGGAAUCUUGACGUUUCAUGCUGGCCCUCCGUACGAGGACAUCGCUUUCAAGAUCGUGAACAGAGAGUGGGAAUAUUCACACAGGCAUGGCUUCCGCUGUCAGUUCGCCAACGGGAUUUUCCAGCUGUGGUUCCAUUUCAAGCGGUACCGCUACAGGAGAUGAAGAGCUGAUUUACAUCAGAAGUGGACAUGCUGUCUCAGAAUAAGAAUUUAAAAUAUCUACAAAUGCAUUUGUAAAUGACCAACUUGUGAUUCAGCUGUGAUAGUGACCAUGAGCUGGACCAGUUUCUGUUCUUCAGUUUUUAUUCUCUCACCUGAAUAUACUGCAUUACGUAAAUAAUGAGGUAUCACGUGUGAUUUAAUGAUGCAGCCACAAGUCUGGAUCUAAGUGACUGUACUUUGCAUCAGUGUAUUUUUGUUCAUUCCCUCAAAGUUGAAAACAACGUUGUUUGAAAAUUAGCCAUUAAAGAUUUUCGUCUUUUUA